AGUCGAUUGGUGUCGAGUCGUCGACGACAGAAUGUGCGUGCAUGUGUAUGUGUAUGUGUAGUGUACGCGACAGACGAGACGGUGAUACGAGUGUCGGAGAGGAAAACUGAAUUGGGGAAAGAAAAAAUUGAAAUUAAGUCAGUCCGAUAAAAAUCCCGAGGAAGUGUUGUGUAUCUCGCUCCGGUCGUUCACACUGAUAAAUUUUUUCUCAGUAAAAAUAUUGUUUCUGCGUGCGAGCGUAUUGUUUCACGGCCAAAAGGAGUACCUACACAACGAACACUUUCGACGCCGCUAAACUCCUUCGUCAUGUCCACCAUCGUCACCGCUUCCGUAACGCACUGAGUCCCGACCGAGAGGAGGGCUUCUCAUAGAGGGACUCUUUGAAUGACUUCGUCACGCCACUGCAGCAAGGUACGAUCCCCGACUCCCAGACACUACCUGAUUAGGAUUCGCGAAAAACUUUGGACGAUUCCUUUUUCUCGGGUGCAUACUAAUAGUGGACGAAGGGGUGUAUGUUCAUUGAUAACCGUUUCGGCGAGUUCUCCCCCAAGCCCUUUCUGUACCCGUUUUACGGGUGGGGGGGUUGCUGAUUCGCCAUAGACCGUACAGGAAACUGCCCAUUAAACAUAAUCAAAUUUAAUGUCACCUUUGUAGUGAUCAUUGAUUACAAUUUUAUAAUAGGUACACAUAGAUUCUCUCAUUCCCGUAGUGACAAAACGUAUUAAGACGCUGCACUAGCCCAGUAGAUUGAUUAUGGGUUAUUAAGAGAAUUAUUCUGUGGAGCCAUUUUUAGUAACUGUUAAUUUAUUAAUCAUUCUACUAUCUAUUAUAUGUUAUAGGUUCUGCUAAAUAGGGUGUAAAGUAUAUUGUUUAAUACUUUUUUCAACUAUAAUAAUUAUGCCGGCUGUCAGAGGAGAUGGUAUGCGGGGAUUAGCUGUUUUUAUUUCAGACAUCAGAAACUGUAAGUUACUGUUAUACGCCCUGAAUAAUUUAUAAAAUUGUAAAAUUAUUAAAACUUUCUGUGCAAAUAAUCAGACACAUUUGAAUUGUUUAAAAUAUGUAAUUUUUUAAACCUAGUAUGAAAAGUAUAUUUUUGGGUUUUUUCAUUUAGAAACUGCUUACUGUCAUUAAAUGUACCUAUUUAUAUUUUUGAAAUUUUUGUAAUUAAAACAGAUACCUACCUCAUUGUAUGUUCUAGAUUUAGGUAUGUAUAUAUAGAGGUAUACAACUAAUUUUAAAUAACAAAAUGAAAAAUAAAUAUAUAGGUGUAUUACUUAUAUCAUAGUAACUACUAACCACCCACAUUUAAUCAAUUUAAUCAAAUUAUUUAAAACAAAAUAAUGGGUACUUUUAUUAUAAUACAAAUAUUUUAUUAUUAAUUUAUCACCUUGUUUACUACCUAAUUAAAGUUUAUUUGAAUCAGUAUUACAAAUGUAGUUAUUAGUUAUUAGUUAUUAUUCAUAAAUUAUUGCAUUUAAAUAAUAUAACAUAAAUAAAUUCCACACAUUAAACAGAAAUAACAUAAUGCUCAGAGAUAAUUUAUUUAUCUCCUGAUAAGAAUUUGUACAACAGUUUUUGUAUUAUUGUAUAGCUAUUUGUAAACAAAUUGAAAAAAAAAAUACAUGUUAUUUAUAAUUUAAUGUGGUUUGUGUAAUAUGUUGAUAUUGAUAAUCAUUUUAAUAGAAUUAUAUUUAUUAUUUUUUUUUUAUUACUGUUUAGAUUAUUUUUUGAUACUUAAUUGUUUUUAAUUUUUAGGUAAAAGUAAAGAGGCAGAAAUAAAGAGAAUUAAUAAAGAAUUAGCAAAUAUUAGGAGCAAGUUUAAAGGGGAUAAAACAUUAGACGGAUAUCAAAAAAAGAAAUAUGUAUGCAAGCUCUUAUUUAUAUUUCUAUUGGGUCAUGAUAUCGAUUUUGGCCAUAUGGAGGCUGUCAACUUGUUAUCUUCCAAUAAAUAUUCUGAAAAACAAAUAGUGAGUUUAUGUCACCCACAUGUUUUUUAUUUAUCAGCCAUAUUUAAUAUUUUAGAUUAAAAAAUCAUUAGAAAUGCAUUGGGUUUCUGAAUUGUUUAAAUGAGCUAUCUUAAAAUUUAGAUAAAUCCAUUUUUUGUUUGGAAUUUAUUAGAAAUUAAUUAUAUUGAGAAAAUAAAAUUAUUUGGUAUUUAUAAUCAUAUAAUAAUGACAUACAAAUAUUUUGUGAAAUUAAAAUUAAGAAUAUUUUAAAUAUAAAUUAUUUCUUGAGCUUUGAAUCCAACUUUUAUUGGUGCACUCUUUUCUUAUUUUUAAAUUGCCAUGCAGAUUUAAUAUGCAUUCAAUUAUCAUUCACAUAUUUAAAUCAAUUUUUAUAAUGUUUUUCAUUUUUAUUUUUCUAGGGUUAUUUGUUUAUUUCAGUAUUAGUAAAUACAAAUAGUGAUUUGAUUAAACUUAUAAAUCAAAGUAUUAAAAAUGAUUUGCAAUCAAGGUACGUUUAUAUUUUUUAAUUUUAAAUUUUCUCUAUUUUAGUAUUUAAUACAAGAUUUUUUAAACAAAUUUUAGGAAUUCUAUUCAUGUAAAUUUAGCAAUGCAAUGUAUUGCUAACAUUGGUAGUAGGGAUAUGGCCGAAGCAUUUGGUUAUGAUAUACCAAAGCUGUUGGUUUCAGGGUAUGUGUAUUUCAGAUUAUGUACUGAUUAUUUAAAACAAUUAUGAACUUGUUACCUAUAUGUUUUUAUCUGUUUUUGUUGUUUAGAGAUACUAUGGAUGUGGUCAAACAGUCUGCAGCAUUAUGUUUCCUUCGAUUAUUACGUACUAACCCUGAUGUCAUACCUAUAGAUUCAAAUGGUGCAAGUGAGUGGACGUCCAGAAUUGUUCACUUGUUAAAUGAUCAACAUUUAGGUGUAGUCACUGCUGCCGUUUCACUUAUUGAUGCCCUUGUCAAAAGAAAUCCAAAAGAGUACAAGGCUUGUGUCAGUUUUGCAGUUUCAAGGCUUUCCAGGGUAAUAAAAGUAUAUUUUAUAUUGUGUAUUCAUAAUAAAAAACAAUUUUAUCUUUUUUUUUCAUAGAUCGUAACAGCUAGUUAUACAGAUCUUCAAGACUAUACUUAUUAUUUUGUUCCAGCCCCGUGGUUAUCUGUUAAAUUACUUCGACUUUUACAAAAUUAUUCAACUCCUGGUAAACAUUUUAUUACUCAUCAUGGUGGUUAAACAUAUUUUUAAUUAUUUUAUUCUUUAAAUAUUUAACAGAAGACGCAGGUGUAAGAGUUAGGUUGAAUGAAUGUUUGGAGACUAUUUUGAACAAAGCACAGGAAGCUCCAAAAUCAAAAAAAGUACAACAUUCCAAUGCUAAAAAUGCUGUAUUAUUUGAAGCUAUUAGUCUUAUUAUUCACAAUGACAGGUAAAUUUAUUAUUAAAAUUCUUGUUUUUAUUAUGUUUUUAUCAUUCCUUUUUUUCAGUGAACCAAAUUUACUCGUAAGGGCAUGUAACCAGUUGGGUCAGUUUUUGUCUAACCGAGAAACAAAUUUGAGAUAUUUAGCUUUAGAGUCAAUGUGCCUUUUGGCUAAUUCUGAAUUCUCGCAUGAAGCUGUGAAAAAACACCAAGAAGUUGUUAUUUUGUCAAUGAAAGUAAGUUAUCUGUACAUGUAUUGGUGGAUAAGUUUUUAUAUUAAUUUUGUAUUUGUGAUUAGAUGGAAAAAGAUGUUUCGGUUAGACAACAAGCAGUUGAUUUACUGUAUGCUAUGUGUGACAAAUCAAAUUCUGAGGAAAUAGUUCAGGAAAUGUUAAACUAUUUAGAAACUGCUGAUUACUCGAUAAGAGAGGAGAUGGUAAGAUUUUUAAUAUCUAUUUUUGUCUUAUCAUAUUGUUACAUGGAAAUUUGGUGUUAAGGUAUUGAAAGUAGCUAUAUUGGCUGAGAAAUAUGCAACUGACUAUACAUGGUAUGUGGAUGUGAUACUGAAUUUAAUUAGGAUAGCGGGAGAUUAUGUUUCUGAAGAAGUUUGGUACCGUGUUAUUCAAAUUGUCAUUAAUAGAGACGAUGUACAAGGUUAUGCUGCUAAAACUGUAUUUGAGGUACUUUUAUUAUAUAAUUUUGUUUAAUAAUAUAUUAAAUAAUGAUUAUUGUAUUUACAAGAUUAACACAUAUCUCAUAAUUGGUUAUUAUUAUUUGAUCUCCACCUGAAAUUUUUUAGGCGUUACAAGCACCUGCUUGUCAUGAAAAUAUGGUUAAAGUAGGUGGGUACAUACUUGGGGAGUUUGGCAACUUGAUUGCUGGUGAUACACGAUCCGCACCAAACGUUCAAUUUCAACUAUUACAUUCCAAGGUAGAAAUCAAAAAUAAAAAAUAAAUUUUAAAUAUAACAAAAAAAAAAUAAUUUAAGUAUGAUAAAUAAUUUAUAGUACCAUUUGUGUUCACCAAUGACUCGAGCAUUAUUAUUGUCAACAUAUGUUAAAUUCAUAAACUUAUUUCCUGAAGUAAAGACUACUAUACAAGAAAUACUUAAACAAGACAGUAAUUUACGAAGUGCCGAUGCUGAACUACAACAACGAGCGUCUGAGUACUUACAGUUGUCAAAAAUCGUAUCUACUGAUGUUCUAGUAUGUAGCUGUGUAGGCAUUGAGUAAAACACUUAUUAAAUUCUCGUUUUUAAUAUUAGGCCACUGUAUUGGAGGAGAUGCCAUCCUUCCCAGAACGUGAAUCAUCAAUAUUAGCUGUUCUAAAAAAGAAAAAACCUGGUCGUGUACCAGAUAAUGAAACUUUAGAAAACCGUAGUCCACAAGCUUCUCCUAUAAGCCAUCAGAAUAAUCAUGUUAAUAAUCACACAAAUGUAAGUCAACACUAAUGUUAAAAUUGUAUAACAAUUGUUUUUUUUUUAAUUUUCAUACAUCUUGAAACAAAUUUUUUGCAGUCUAACAGCAAUUCUGCAGAUCUGCUAGGUUUAUCAACACCGGUCACCACAUCCACACACUCUAGUAAUGCUAAUGUAUUGGUUGAUGUUUUGGGAGACUUAUAUGGUGGCGGAGGCUCAGCUGGCUCAAACUCUUUAAAUGCCAGUCAAAAUAAUUAUAAUCCUAAAAAGUAAAUAUACUUCACAUCUAAAAUAAACAGUUAUGUUAGCAUAAAUACAUGUUUUCUCCAGACUUGGAAAAAAUGGUUCAAUAACUGUAUUUAUGUAACAGAUGUGAAAAAAACAAACAAAUUUAUAAAAUCUUUUGUUUUCUUAUGGUUUUAUCAAUUAUUUCGAGCUUGAAGCAUGCUUUAUAUACACAAAACAAUUUUGCUGGCACACCUCUUUUAUUAAGUCAUGAUACUUGAUAAUUAUUAAAUUAUGGUACACAUGUUGCAUGAUUUUAAAAUUUUUUUAUUGUAUAGAUUCAUUUGUAAAAACAAUGGAGUACUGUUUGAAAAUGAAUUAAUUCAAGUGGGUGUUAAAUGUGAAUUUAAAAGAAAUUUGGGGCGUCUAGGUUUGUUUUAUGGAAAUAAAACUACUAUACCAUUGCAGGUAUGUCUUAAGAAACAUAACAUAUACGUAGAAAACAUAUUUUGGAACAAUAUUCUGUUUUAGAAUUUCGCCACAGUAUUAUCUAGUCCACAUCUUUGGGUCACCAAAUUGGCAAUUCAAAUUAAACCUAUUGAACCGGUUUUAGAAGCUGGUGCUCAAAUACAACAGUUGGCUAUUAUUGAGUGUGUAGAAGAGUAUACAGGUUGGUAUUUUGAUUGUUAUUUUAUGUCAUAAGUAAUAUUGCAAUGAAAUUGAUUAAUAAUAUUCAAAUCAUUUGUUUUGAUUUAAUAUGUUUUAGAUACACCUGUUAUAAAUGUAUCGUUUGUGUACAAUGGCGUACCACAAAAUGUUUCUGUCAAACUCCCAGUAACUUUAAAUAAGUUCUUCGAACCAACUGAAAUGAAUAGCGAGUCUUUCUUUGCUCGAUGGAAGAAUCUUGGCAGGUACGUAAUUGAUGAUAAUAUACUGUAAUACAGUAAAACAUUUUUGUGAUACUGGCAGCAUAAUUGACAUACCUGAUUUAAUGACCUCAAUAUUAUUGGGCUCAGCUAUGUUAGUUUGUAUUGAUUAUUUUGACUUUCAUACAGAGAUCGUACCGACUAAUUAAUAUCAGUUUGUCUAGCAAAUAUUUUUAUUUAGAAUUAAGUAGAUAUGUUAAAGUAAUCAAGUGCUGCAUAUAGGUUUUAUUUAAAAAAAUAAUUAAUUCAAUUAUUCAACUAUGAAUGUUAUAGUUGUAAUUUGUCAAUUGAAAUAUUUUGAUUAACAGAUAUUAAUUAUUGAAAUAAUAAUUUUAUUUUUGUUGGACUGCAGAUAAUUUAUUUUGACUAAUUUUUUAUAGUCUUAUGUCGUUAGAACAAUUUCCUCUAUACAUUCUGUUUAUAUGAUUAUUUAAUUAACUUUUAUGUUUUAGUAAUCAUGAUCCGCAAAAGUCGCAAAAAAUAUUCAAAGCAUCACAGCCAAUGGAUCAGGUAUCUACUAGGACGAAACUCUCUGGAUUUGGUAUGCAGUUACUGGAUGGCAUUGAUCCAAAUCCUGAUAAUUUUGUGUGCGCUGGUAUUGUUCAUACAAAAACGCAACAGAUAGGAUGUUUGUUACGUUUAGAACCAAAUAAACAAGCUCAGGUAUAUAUAUAUAUUUAAUUCUUGUUGUUAAAGGACAAACUAAAGAAUGAAUUUAGUUGAUUAUAAAAUUAUUUUCAACUAAAAGAAAAACCUUCGAAAAAUGUCAUGUCAAAAUAUUGUAUCAUAAUUUCUAGAAUUUGAAAACUAUUUUUGAAAUUUUAAUGACCACCUUAAUAGUAACACCUUUUUACUAAUCUACUUCUUGAUACCUAUUUAAGGGGAAGUCUCCUUCCCAAGACAAAUUUUUGGGCAAUCUUAAACAAGUGUCUUCACUUAUAAUCAUGUAUUUAAGUACAGAGGUAGCCAAAAGUCGCGCAAUAAAUUUGCAACACAGUUUUUAUAAAACUGUUGUGUUUUAUGUUAAAUAUGUUGUUUUCUUAUAAACCUUGCUGUUGUUGUACGUAAACAAAAUAACAAGACCAAAGUUGCAAUAUGAUGUUACGGAAACGACUAUUAUUACUACUGCGCUGUAAUGCGCGUUCCAUACAAGACGGUAGGCGUUGCGCGACUUUUGGCCACCUCUGUAGUUAUAAAUCUAUCAGUCCAAUAAUGUACAUGUAUUGGAUACUUAAAAAAAAAUAUUUAAUUGUGUGUUGAUUAUACAAUAAGAAGGAAUUAUCAUUUUUUUUUUUUUAUGUUUAUAUAUAUAGAUGUAUCGUUUAACUGUGCGAUCCAGUAAAGAACCAGUGUCAAUUGAAAUUUGUGAUCUUUUGGCUGACCAGUUUUGAAAUUCUGGUAAUAGUUAUUAGUCAUGUUAAAAACUUACUGGAAUAUUGAAUAUUUUUUUUUUUUUUUUUGUGGUUUUGAAUUAUUGUUUUAUACAUAUAAGCGCACACUCGCCAUGCAUACACAUAUAAAUCUAAAAUAAGCAAAUGAACCUACAUUAAAAUAUUCUAAGUCUGACAUCGUAUAGUUUAUAUUUUAUUAUAUUUCUUUGUGUAAUUUAUUUAACUAUUUUAUUGUAAACUAUUUUAUAUUGUAUGUGUAUGUAUGUAUGUGAAUAACUAGUGUUGUCAGAAUCCCAAAGAUGUUAAGUGGUAAAAUUAAAAAAAGAAAAUUAUUUAUAAUUGAAAAUUAAAAUUUAGGUUUAUGUUAUAAAUAUCGUCUUCAUUUUUAUUUUCAACUACCCAAAACUACUGAUUAGCAGUACUAUGUAUGAUUAUUUUCCCCUGUGUAUUGUAAACUAUUCAACAUUUAAUAUCCAAUAAAAAUAAAUUAUUAUUAUUUAUUUUUAAUAAUGAUACUUCUUAUUUAAUGUUUUUUCUUCAAAACUAGGCUACUUAUUAUUUAUGUUUUAGAAGUUACCACAAAGACCAUUAAACCAACACAUUUUUAAAUAUUACUGUAUAAAAUUAGAAGGUUCGAUAAAUAAAAAGGAAAAUAUUAAAAAAAUAAUAUCUUACAGAACAUUGUAAAUAUAAUAUUUUAUAUUAGAAUAGUAAUCAAUAAUUAUUAAUUAUAUCUGCUAAUAUUAUAUAUAUCCUACAUAGUUAUUGUGCAAAAUAUGUCGUAACACGUAAACAAAAUAUUGUUUUAGUCACUAGGCUAGUAUAUUUAUUAUGCCAUUUAAACUAUAUAUAUACCCAAGUCUAUAUUUCGUUUUAAUGGAUAUUGUACAAAAUUGUCACUUUAUUUGAUAUAUAAAAAAAAAUAAUAUUUAUCAGAGUUAAAACUCAUAAUAUAAUAUUAAGUUUUAUAAAAUUCCAAAGGGUGACUUUAUAUUUGCUAUUUACCUAGUUUUAUAAAUUAUGAUUCUCAUACAGUGAUCUAGUGGGUUAUAAUAUAUAAUAGUAGUAAUAAUUAUUAUGAACAUAUAAUGUAGGACCCAAUAAUCUCGAUGAUACAACUUUUUCUUCCUAAAUAUAUAUUAUAUUAUAUUCCCUUUUCUAUUUAUUUUUUUGCUUCUCUGAUUUAAGACUACCUAUCAAUCUUCCCAGACUUGCUUGUUCUCAUAGCUACUCGUAAACAAGGCAUAUCUUAUUAAAAUUUGAUAACGGUAUAUUAUCAUAAUAUUAUUGAUGAUUCUGCAAUAUACAGGAUAUGUUUUUAAAUCAAUUUGUCCGGUUUAAUAUUGUUAUCAACUUCCCCUCCACUUCUAUCAUAUAAAAUAAUAUAACUUUCAACUAUAAUCUAAAUUUAUUAUAUUUAAUACUCUAUACUUACAUGAUGUUUAAUAAGGACAUAUUUAUUAAUAUACAAUAAUCUUAUAUAGCUUUGUUAAUGAUAUAUUUAUUAUUAUAAUAUUUUUAUGUUCUAUGUAUGACAGUGUAUUUAUUAUACGUAUAUAUAUUAUAUUGUAAAAAAUUAAUAAUAACUUGACAUGUGAUUCAUCCUUUUAUCCUAUUUAUUUAUAUAGAAUAUUUUUUAUUUUUAUUCUUAGACAACUCUAAAAAAAUUAUCUAAGUAUAAAUUCCCGUUAAUUAAAAGCAAAUAACUGAAUUAUAAUAUAUAAAACUAUUAGUAAUUAUGAUUUAUUUUAAUUGUAUGUUAUUUUAUACUACGUUUUUUUUUUCUAUUUAAUUUAUUUUUAUGUGAAAAUGUAAUAACAAUAAUAAUUGACGGUUAUAAUUAUUUGUUUUUAUAAAAUAUUAUUCAGAUAGCUUUGAAACACAGCAGUAUUAACACCAAAAUUACGAGGAAUACUUACAAAUUGUUGACUACCUAACUAGAAAAUAUGUGUACAGAGCCCGUGUUAUUAGAGAUAAUAAUAUAUAUUUUUGUUUAAUAAUAACUAAAUUGAAAUAAAAGUAUAUUUAUUAGUGUCAUGUAAACCUUUUGUUAUUAUAUUAUUCAAUUCUGAACAUAAAAAGAACUAUUUUUUUUUUUUUGCUAUUUAUUAUCAUUUUUAUUGUUUGCAUUGUUUUAUUUAUAUAUUAUUAUUUAUAUUGAUUAUUAUUGUUAUUUAAAUCCCAAUUAUUCUCAAUUACUUUGUGUGACAGAUAUAGUUUUAUUUAACAUAAUGUCACCUUUGUAAAUCCAUAGUUAAUAUUUUAUAUUAUUAAUUUGUCCAUUAUUAUCUGUAAUAAACGUGUACUCAUAUAUCCAGUCAUUUGUUUUAAUGUUAACUAUUUUUAUUUAUAAAUUAUAAUAAUAUACCAUCUAACAUCCGAUCACAUAGUUGUAAAUGUGGUAAAAUCCCCGAAGGAUAAUAACUGUUAUUACGUAAAAAAGUACUUGUCUCCAAAUUGUUAAGUGAAAUCAAAGAACGACCUCCAAAAUCAAGCAGAUACAAUUCGGCCUCGCAAAAAUACUACACUCGAUCGAAAAAACAAGAUAUUUUGGUAGGAAAGUUGUUUAACACAGCGGUUCUCAAACUAUGGUACGCGGUUAGGUUAGUACACAGAGGCCGCAUUGUAACAGUAUGAAAACAAAUUAAUAUUCGUAAAAAUGUUUUGAACGAAUUGGAUUUGGAGUAUUUUACUGUUUUAUACUCUUAUUAUUUUGAAAUAAAUGUAAAGAAAAAAUAUGAAUAGUUCAAUUAUAGUUAUAAGUGACAGGAGCAAAAAAAGUUUAAGAACCUCCGGUAUUAAAAAUGAACAAGGAAAAUAAUAUAUUUUUGUUUUAAAAACAAUAAAAAAAAAAAAACCAAAAAUGUACUGUUUUACAUAUUUAAAAUUGUCAUUUUAUAUUUUAUUGUAACUGUAUUCCGUUAUAUGACAUAAACAUUUGAACAGACCUAUUAUGGGAAAAAUCGUAUUUUGGGUUGGAAAAACAAAUGGCAUCAGAAAUAAUCAGUUUAAAAUCAGAUUAGACAGUGAAAAAUAUUAUGAUAAAACAGUUGACAGCGAUUGCGGACAUUAAUAACGCACUUUAAAUUAUAUUGACUGGAGUAAACAUAUUAUCACAGGAACAGUCCAAAAUGGGCAGCAUACAUUUCUUGCACUUAAUCGAUCUAUCGAAAAAUGAAUAGCACGACUUCAUUAUUUCAAUAUUACGUUGGCGGUGUUUGUCGAUGGUGGUCAACGGUUUCGGGUCUAAAUCGCCCACCUUGACGCGGACAGCGUAACGGCAGCCAUCAAACUUGAUGGUGGCGCAGCCGUCCGCGUCAAUUGUUUGGCAAAACGUCACGAACACGGAACAAUCGCGGGCGGUAACGGCCAUCAAGUAAUUGUCUACCGGUUCGGUAAUUCGUUUGUAAUGAUCGGGGGGAGACUGUAGGCGAGAAACAUGGCCAAACAGAUCGGCAUCGAGUCCGCACUUUGCGAGUCUUUUAUACUUUUCGCACACUUUCGAAAAACCGCAAGUUUGCGCUUUUUGCAUAGCCAGUAUGCUUUGGAGCACACAGGUACUGGGCAUCGGCUUCGUGUUGAAGUUGCACACUCGGUUCUUCGGAUAUGCCGGAUGUUCUUGGCUAUCGUCCUCGUCGACGUCCAACGGCACUGGUAGAUCUUCUAUGCAAUCGCCGAGCAGUGCGGCAGCGACAAAUCGCGCCAACCACGAGGCACGGCCACCAAAUAACGUCGUGCAGUCGGACCAAUCGACCGGAACACCGUCCAUGAACAUUUUCAAGUUGUUCUGUGGAGUCUGGAGCAGUGACUUCACGGCGUGUUCAAUUCGUAAUCUACAGCCGGAAAACAGGUCCAACGGGCAGUAUCGGCUGAACUCUCUUGUUUUCAGCACUUUCGUGAACUGUUGGCUGCAGAACGCACACUUAGAGCCCAAGCCGAAAUUCGACAUGGCGACCCUGUCGGCGUCAAUUAACCAGCCCUGUUUGGGUUUGAUUUCGACGCAGUACACCGGUCCAACAUUGACUACGGUUCGUGGCAACAACGUGUAAUCCGCGUAGACAGUCACCAUGCCGCCGGCACUCCACAGACGUUUGUGGAUCCGGUCGUGCGGCCUGAUGCUAAUGAGGCGAUUGUCUAGUUCACGAAGAUCUUUGACGGGCAUGGACGUUAGCAAAGGCACAUCCGCGUAAUCCGCGAAAUACAUCUGCCGGAUCAUGCGGCAAAAUUCCAUUUGCGCAUUUAGCAUUAAGGACUUUUUCAUAUGGUCUUCGCUAUCUUGAACUAUAUCAUAUUUCAACACUCGCAUGAUCACCCUGUCAUCGUUAUCGGGCAAGCCAAGUAUGAUGUUGGCGUUGCCCUCUCCUUUGUAAUAAUAACGUGAAUGGUCGGACAUCAUUAUCAACCUAUAAUCGUUGUCGGACUCACUGAUCCAGCUUGGACCCGCCAUGAUCACAGUUGACAAUUAAUUUUCUUCUCCUCCGAAUAAACAAUAAAUUAUCAGCAUUCACUGUCUAUAUUACAAUUUUUAUUUACUAACACUAAUAUUUAAUAAUUUUUUUUUUUAGAGUAGUUUGGUACUAUAAUAUUUUGGACUUGACUUGAAUGUUAUCACUUUGCGGCCAAAUAAUUGUCCACGGCCGAGUUGAAUUUUUCGAUGUAUCUUAAAUGAAUAUUGUGUUUUCCGUCCGGAUACACUUCAAGCCUGUAACAGACAAAACGGAAUAGGUAAGAAUCAGUGGCAUCAUUUGGAAUUCGCAAGGUAUACAAUUUUGUAUUUAAAAUCCAAUAUUAA
Cinara cedri is the source of this 12105-nucleotide messenger RNA. Lineage: Eukaryota; Metazoa; Arthropoda; Insecta; Hemiptera; Aphididae. The record is from the annotation of a GenBank genome assembly.